UUUUACCUGUCUUAAAUUUGACCUGUUACUGUCUCAAUUAAAUCAAUUUUUUGAACUGGUACUCUUAUCAAUUAAAUCAAUUUUGAAACUGUUACUGCCUUAAUUAAUUCAAAACUACUGUUUUAAUUUUGAACUGUUACUGUCUACACUUUACUGUCUCAAUUGAAUCAAUUUUCUGAACUGUUACUGUCUCGAUUAAAUCAAAAUUUAUCUUAAUUUUGAACUGUUAUUGUGUAAACUUUAAUGUCUUCAUUAAAUCAAACUUGAACUGCUACUGUCUUAAACUUGACAUGUUACUGUCUUAAUUGAAUCAAUUUUUUGAACUGUUGCUGUCUUAAUUAAAUUAAAAUUACUGUCUUAGUUUUAAACUUACUAACAAUGAUGACUUUCGAACUUUCACUGUAUCAAUUUUCAACAGUUGUUAUCUUAAUUUUGAGCUGUUGCUGUCUUAAUUAAAUCAAAUUUGAACCGUUACUGUCUCAAUUAAGUCAAAAUUACUGUCUCUUCUACCAUGCUUGGCAACUUACCCCUUCUAUCAUUUUUUUUUUCUCAAUCGCGACAGCUUAUUAAUUUGACAUAAGAUUUAAGCUACGAUGUAUCCCUAUCAAGUAUCAACUGGGAAUAAUUUGGGGCUGCAGUUUAUUUAGAUUAAAUUGAGUGUAGAUCUUGACGGUAAGAGAGAGUUGUCGAUUGCAAUUUACUCUACUUCUUUGGAAAAUAACAUUGCUUUAUAUUUGGUCAGAUGAUGUAAGAUACCCCCAUGAAUACCAUGCUUGUUAACUUGAUUUUUUCUCGAAGCAUGAAGAGAAUAUAUGGGAAUAAUAAGACUGCAAUUAGAGAUAUAUGGAAGAAUCUUAAACGCCCCAAGGAUGAAGAUCUUAUUAAAGGUCAAGCAGUGAAGAGCCUGGAGGCUCUCUGGGACAAAACUCUUGAGUUGAGAUUCUCACUUCAAAAAGCAUUUGCAAACUCGAACAGAUUACCGCAGGAACCGGUUAGGUCUUCAUUUUGUGAUUCUGAUGAAAUAGUUGGGAUGGUAUAUGCUGACUUGAUCACCUCAUCCAAGAAGACUUUGGAAUCUCUACUGGAACUACAGGAGGCUUUGCUCAAGAAGAAUCCAUCAAUUUCUCAAUCUUCUAAUGGAAUUAUGUGCAUCUGGUUGUCCAAGUGAAUGGAAUUAUGUGAAUAACACAAACUAUAAUAGGCCGAUGAUUGAAAAAUAAAUUGAGUGAUGUAAGUGUAUAACUACGCUUUUGUUUGUUUGGAAGGGAAGGGAAGUGUGAGGUGGGGAGGAGGUACCCAUCUGCAGCCUGUCUUCAAAUUGAACACCAAUAGGCAUUUGGAAUGCUUGUUUCCAUUUUUAGAUGUCGCUGAUGGUUUUUUAAGACCCUUUACUGAUACAGUUAGUAGUCUAUCUGGAUGUUCAAUUGUGAUUUUCUUCAUUAAAUUCUCAACUGUUUAUAAUGAUAUUUCCUUAUCCAGUAUGAAUUGGAAUCACUCUUGAAAGUUAAAAGAUUUGCAGUAAGAGAUUCCCUUGUGUAUCUAAACAAUAAAAUUGUUUUCUGACCUAGAUUAAAAAAAAAGUCCUGUAUAUUGGAAUGAAACAUUUUAUUUUUCCCCCUGAAUGAAUGGAGAUGUAACAGUACCAAUCUUCAUUUUUUCUUGCUUUGAUUCUGAAGCUUUUGGAAUUUCCUCCCGCAGUAUUAAUUGACUUUAAUAUUAAGCAAGUUGUGAUUUUUCAACAUGCAACCUUUUCUUUUCUUUUUAGAGGGGUCCAUUAAGUUAUAAUUUAAAGCCUGAAACGUUUUCUUUAUUAAGAUUUGUGUACAGUGGACCUCAAUGUAAUUUUUCCAUGUAUUUGCUCUCUU
Populus euphratica (Euphrates poplar) is the source of this 1865-nucleotide messenger RNA. RefSeq names its product protein AATF-like. NCBI's taxonomy places the organism in Eukaryota, Viridiplantae, Streptophyta, Magnoliopsida, Malpighiales, Salicaceae. The record is from RefSeq and is a predicted model, not a curated record. Gene Ontology annotation, cellular component: nucleolus. The transcript has 6 exons. Bases 761 to 1168 code for a protein of 135 amino acids.